GGGAGUUGACCUGGAUCCACUUGGGUUUAAAUCCCAGGAUCUGCCCUCUCCUGUUUGCCUGCAAAUCAUUGACCGGGUCGUGCACUUGAUAGUUUGUGGUGUGCUUCAAAACUUAUCAAACAGCACACUAUGGAAACCAUUGGUGAGAUCAUCCCCUUCGCUAAGGAGAUGCUAAACCAGAGGCCAAGCCGAGGCAUGCUCAAGAUCUACAUGCUUGGCUCAACUAUGAUAGUACUGGGAGCUGUUGCUGGACUGAUGGAAACAAUUUUGCUGCCAUUUGUGGAGCAGGAGACUGUUGAGGACGCACCAGCUGAGCUGAUCGUGAAGAAGGAGAAGCAGAAAAAGCAGGUGUUGAAGUCACACACCACCUUGGUUCGCCCCGAAGUUGUUGACGUGAUGGAUACGGUAGUGAUGGAGACCAAGGCCAAACAUCUGGUGACUGGGCAGAGAAGCUCUAACCGCCUAUAUGCUUCUUAAAGAAACCCUUCCAUCCUGCUGUAAAUGGACACAACACUCGCAAUGUUGAUGGUGAUGGUGGUAAAUUAAAACCCCAAGUGGAAAUGGU
Messenger RNA from Anoplopoma fimbria (sablefish), 565 nucleotides. It is a transcript of the gene g0s2, whose product is annotated as G0/G1 switch 2. The transcript has 2 exons. The record is from RefSeq and is a predicted model, not a curated record. NCBI's taxonomy places the organism in Eukaryota, Metazoa, Chordata, Actinopteri, Perciformes, Anoplopomatidae. The coding region runs from base 130 to 477 and encodes 115 amino acids.